Molecule: messenger RNA, 1300 nt
Organism: Phyllotreta striolata
Lineage: Eukaryota; Metazoa; Arthropoda; Insecta; Coleoptera; Chrysomelidae
Source: the annotation of a GenBank genome assembly
AGAUGGCGUGUUUUUGACUUUUGACGUAAACGUCAAAUUCGACAAAGAAGUUUAAAAUAAUGUUAUCCAAAUUUAUUUUGAAAGCAAUAACGUAAAAUAUUUCUAAUUCUAAAGCUGCUUGACACACUUUUAUUCAAUACAAUGGCUUGGAGGUCUCACGGAAAAACGAACGCUGAAUUGGUGCGAAAUUUAAAAGCAAACGGUAUAAUCAAAAGCGAGGUAGUAGAAAGCGCAAUGCUCUCAGUGGACAGGGGCCACUACUCGAAAGCCAGCCCUUACAUGGACGCCCCGCAAGGCAUCGGCUACGGGGUCACCAUCAGCGCCCCCCACAUGCACGCUCACGCGCUGGAGCUUCUGAAAGAGAAACUGCAAAACGGCACUAGGGCUCUAGACGUCGGAUCCGGCAGCGGAUAUCUAACCGCAUGCAUGGCCAUAAUGAUGGGAGACAAAGGCAUCGCUGUCGGUGUAGACCACUUAACGGAACUAACAGAAAUGGCUAAAAAUAACAUAAAAACGGACAACGCGAGUUUAUUAGAUUCCCAAAGAGUUCAAUUAUUUACAGCCGACGGGCGUCUGGGUUAUUCCGAAUUGGCCCCUUACGAUGCCAUCCACGUAGGCGCGGCCGCGUCCACUCUGCCCCAACAGCUAAUCGAGCAACUUAAGGUUGGAGGUAGGCUGAUUGUGCCUGUAGGUCCUUCCGGUGGAGACCAAACUCUAGAGCAAAUAGACAAGCUGCCCGAUGGCAGCGUUCAAAGGAAAUCCCUCAUGGGAGUUGUCUACGUUCCUUUAACAGAUCAUUACAAAACGCAACAAUUCCACAACCGGCUCCGCUGUUUAGUUUAUUUUUUACAUUGCAGCAUAGCGGUAGGCAUUGAUCACAUACCGGAACUGGUCGAGACGUCCGUCAAAAACAUAUCGAAAUCGAAGCAGGACCUCAUCGAAUCCGGCCGCAUCGUGCUGGUCACCGGCGACGGCAGGCUCGGCUACCCCGAUUACGCCCCCUACGACGCCAUCCACGUCGGCGCCGCGGCGCCCGUCCUGCCCGAACCUCUCGUCGAACAACUCAAGGAGGGCGGAAGAUUGGUGGUGCCGGUCGGCCCGUCGUCGGGCUUCCAGCAAAUGACGAUUGUGGAUAAACUUGCGGAUGGUAGCAUAAAGAAGAAGUACGGCAUGUCCGUUUCUUACGUUCCCUUGACCGAUAAAAAAUCGCAGUGGGUUUGAGACGAGCGGUUUCGUUUGCGAUUUGUAAAUUAUGUAUUUAAGAGGCUUGUUAUUUUGUGCAUUAAAGUAGAAAUCGAAG